Lycium barbarum (goji berry) is the source of this 561-nucleotide messenger RNA. RefSeq lists its product as uncharacterized. The transcript is spliced from 2 exons. The coding region runs from base 161 to 490 and encodes 109 amino acids. NCBI's taxonomy places the organism in Eukaryota, Viridiplantae, Streptophyta, Magnoliopsida, Solanales, Solanaceae. The record is from RefSeq and is a predicted model, not a curated record.
AUUUACGAAUGAAUGAGCGUGCCUGGUUGUAUAUAUUUUAUUAUAAACAGAAAGUAAGUAAUGAACCUUUCAACGUUUAAUCUCCUAUAAAGCUCAUUUGAUCCACGAGAGACAGACAAUAGCUAGAACAAGAAAAAAAAGAAAAAAAAGAAAAAAAAAGAUGGCUGAAUUCAUCACAGAUACGAAGAACAAGAUUCAAGAACCAGGAAAGGAUCAAGGAUCAAGAUCAAUAGAUGUCCCACCAGAAGAAAACCAAGAACCAGCAAGUGAUGCACCAACAGGAAAUGCACAAGGCCAAGGACCAAUAGUAGUAAUAGGACCAGGAGAUAAUGCAAAAGGCCAAAAACUUGUAAUAAUUGAUGAAUCUGUAGAAAAUUCAAAAGAACAAGAAGAAGAAGAAGAGGAGGACAGUGAUUAUAACCCUGAAGAGAGAUCAAAUUUUUCAAGACCUCCAGGCAAAAGAUCAGCUCCUAAACCUAAGACUGGUUGAAAUAAUUAAUACAAACCUUGGGAAAUUCCAAAUUGUGAUUAUAAUUCCAAGAAACUCAGUUGUUUUGUCGA